AUGGUGGACUUAGAGAAUAUAUCAGCGUUUGUGUUCCUCAGACUGUGUCAUGAAGUGGGGACGUCAUCGGAAGUUGGAGCCAGGAGAGAUGUGGUGGACCUUAAAAAUACACUGGCAAAUAAAGCAAGAAUAAAUCAUGACAACGUUUUCAUGACAAGUGGAAGUCGCAGAGAAGGUUUCAGAAUGAUGGACUCAGACGUAGACGUUAUGUGCUGGCCAGAUAAUUACCGUGUGAUCUGGGACGUUCAUCAAUCACAGUGUUAUAACAUACACAUGAAAGAACUGAUUCUCUGUGAUUGUUCCGAAAGCCCACCAGGAUUCACCUUGUUAUAUUUACUGUCACCAAGAUUGUAUAGUGAAAUCCAUGGAGCUUGUGUUAGAAUGAAAAACAGACAUUAUAUAUCUAGUUCUAAACACAGAGAGAUGAUGUGUUUUGCAGAACCACAGAGCUCCACUCUCCAUGGACCUUGUGUGAGUAGAUUUCAUGGAAUUCUAGGAUAUGAUUUUGCUCACUGUCUUGCAUCGGAUAUUUGGCCUCCGUCUGCUUCCUCAUGGAUAGACAGAAGUAACUCAUGGCCUCAAUACCAUAUUGUUCAUGAUAUAGUAAAAAGUGGAUGUCACUUUGUAGCAGUUGGACAUAAACUAGGAAGACAUGAACAUAAUGAAUGGAGAAUUUCUUUCUCUCUGGCAGAACAAAAACUUGUGUACGCAAUGAACCACUGCCAGUUCUUAACUUACGGCCUGCUUAAGUUGUUUUUAAAUAGAAUAAUAAACAAUGGAUUAGGCGAUGAUGAUAAAUUACUGUGUUCCUAUCACAUCAAGACUGCAGUUUUCUGGGUCAUUCAACAAAAUAUGAUACCUUAUUGGUGUCCACAUACUGUCCUUUACAGUUCCUGGGUCUGUUUUAAACUCAUCCUCAAAUGGGUAUAUGAGGGAGUGUGUCCUAACUUUUUCAUUCCAAGUAACAACAUGUUUCUGAGUAAUAUUUAUGGUGAAGCCCAAAAUGUUUUAUUUAUAAGAUUGUAUGAGCUGUAUAAGAUUGGUAUAAGAUCCAUGCUAGACACUCUCUCCAUUAUGUCAUGUAGUGGAUGCAUUGCUUUCCUGCGUGAUCCAAGUUUUUCCCGCUGUGCAGAUGAAAAUAUCAAGUUUUCUGAGGCUGAUUUUGAUGUCAAGUUAUUUAAAGAAAUAGAGAGCAAUGACUCGCUACCCGCAUUAAACGUACAAGGAUGCCUAAAUUAUCUACAAUACAAUAUAUUAGAACGGACGAUUACUACACCCCUGACACAGUAUCAAGUCGGUGUGCUACAGACAUUUACAAACUCUGUCCUCCAGAAUCUAGCUUUUGUAUUACAUAUGAAUACUUAUUCACAAGAAAACAAACUUAAAUACAGAGCUGACAAAAAGUCCUGCCACAUUCUUAAAUUAGCAGCCAAGUUUGGUUGUAUUUCAGACAUGCUGUAUAUAGCCAUGUAUUAUUACACGACAUUAAGAUACAAGGAAGCAUUAUAUAUCAUAGAGGUGACAAAGAUUAAACUAGCAAAGUCAUACGUGAUGCACAAUUAUAGUGUAGAUGGGGAGAGGUAUACAGAGGCUGUGGGGGGUCAAUCCUGGUCUACAAAGAUGAGACAUGCUGUAGCAUGGGAUCUAAAACUUAAUAACAAAAUUAUAUACAUCAGUGAAUUGAUACCAGAACAACAUUCUAGUCAACAGAACAAUGUGCCUUUUUUAUAUGUUCCACCCUUCGUUAUGUUAUACAUGCUAGAAGUUUUCUGCUACCAACAUAUAGACACAAUCAAAGCACAAGAAGCUUUAGAUGAUCUACGGACCCUGAUUCACUAUGAUCAAGGACAGUUUAUAACUGUACUUGCCAAAAAUACAGCAUGGCAGAUUUUAGGGAUUUGUCAACAGAUGACAAGAAACUUCCAGGAUGCUAUGUUUUCAUACCAACAAUCUCUAAGAGAAGAUCAACUCCACAGUAUACAAACUGCUACAGAAAUGAGAAUACAAGGAAUCCGUCUGCUAAAUUACUAUUCAAGUUGA
Saccostrea echinata is the source of this 2040-nucleotide messenger RNA. RefSeq lists its product as uncharacterized. Lineage: Eukaryota; Metazoa; Mollusca; Bivalvia; Ostreida; Ostreidae. The transcript has a single exon. Bases 1 to 2040 code for a protein of 679 amino acids. The record is from RefSeq and is a predicted model, not a curated record.